AUGGAUUCCGUUGGAAUAAUAGUAUCUUUUACUUCCGUAGAUAUCGCAAUCAAUGUCAUGGGAAGGGUUUCUUCUUGUCGAAAUGGGUUAAAUGCCCAACAAAUUAUAGCUAAGAUUGGUAUGAAAACUACUAAGGAUAGUAGAGGUUACUCUCCUGUCUUGGUGGGCUUGAUGGUCCAUGAGGUCAAGGAUGCAGGGGAUGAGAAAGGAUUUGAUGCCAAGCCGAAGAUGAAUGAUGAGUAG
Molecule: messenger RNA, 243 nt
Organism: Sphenostylis stenocarpa
Lineage: Eukaryota; Viridiplantae; Streptophyta; Magnoliopsida; Fabales; Fabaceae
Source: the annotation of a GenBank genome assembly